AUGGCGUGUUGCCUGAAGGACGAGCUCCUGUGCUCCAUCUGUCUCAGCAUCUAUCAGGAUCCGGUUAGCUUUGGCUGUGAACAUUAUUUCUGCCGGAAAUGUAUCACGGAGCAUUGGAGCCGCCAGAAGCACGGGGGGCCCCUGGACUGUCCGGAGUGCCGGAGGAGCUUCUCGGAGCCCACUCUGUCCCCCAGCCUGAAGCUGUCGAAUAUUGUGGAGAGGUACUCGGCCUUCCCCCUGGACGCCAUCCUCAGCGCCCAGCGCAGCUCCUUCCCCUGCAAGGACCACGACAAGGUGAAGCUGUUCUGCCUGACGGACCGAGCCGUGGUCUGCUUCUUCUGUGACGAGCCCUCCCUACACGAGCAGCACCAGGUGACCAACGUGGACGAGGCCUUCGAGGAGCUGCAGCGGGAACUGAAGGAGCAGCUCCAGGCGUUGCAGGAGAGCGCCAAGGGCCACACCGAGGCCCUCCAACUACUGAGACGUCAGCUGGCAGAGACCAAGUCCUCUGCCAAGAGCCUGCGUGCCACCAUCAGCGAGGCCUUCGAGCACCUCCACCGCCUGCUGCGAGAGCGCCAGAAGGCCAUGCUGGAGGAGCUGGAGUCCGACACGGCCCGCACCCUGACCGACAUCGAGCACAAGGUCCAGCGCUACAGCCAGCAGCUGCGCAAGGUGCAGGAGGGGGUGCAGAUCCUACAGGACCGCCUGGCGGAGGGCGACAAACACAACUUCCUGGCGGGGAUCUCAUCGCUGUCUGAGAGGUUGAAGGGGAAGAUUCACGAGACCAAUCUGACCUAUGAAGACUUCCCCACCUCCAAGUACAUGGGGCCCCUGCAGUACACCAUCUGGAAGUCACUCUUCCAGGACAUCCACCCAGUGCCCGCGGCGUUGACGUUGGACCCAGUGACGGCCCACCAGCGCCUGAUCCUAUCAGAUGACUGUACAAUCGUGGCGUACGGUAACUUGCACCCUCAGCCUCUGAUGGACUCUCCGAAGCGCUUUGACGUGGAGGUGUCGGUGUUGGGCUCGCAGGUCUUCGAUGGAGGCGUGCACUACUGGGAGGUGGUGGUCUCCGACAAGACGCAGUGGAUGAUAGGACUGGCCCACGAAGCCGUGAGCCGCAAGGGAAGUAUCCAGAUCCAACCCGGAAAAGGCUUCUACUGCAUCGUGAUGCAUGAUGGGAACCGGUACAGCGCCUGCACCGAGCCCUGGACCCGGCUCAACGUCAAGAGCAAGUUGGAGAAGGUGGGCGUCUACCUGGACUAUGAUAAGGGUCUUCUCAUCUUCUACAACGCCGACGACAUGUCCUGGCUCUACACCUUCCGUGAGAAAUUCCCUGGAAGACUGUGUUCAUAUUUCAGUCCUGGCCAGAGCCACGCCAACGGCAAGAAUGUACAACCGCUACGCAUUAACACGGUGCGAAUAUAG
This is a messenger RNA of Staurois parvus, 1428 nucleotides long. Lineage: Eukaryota; Metazoa; Chordata; Amphibia; Anura; Ranidae. The record is from the annotation of a GenBank genome assembly.